Molecule: messenger RNA, 1652 nt
Organism: Amphimedon queenslandica
Lineage: Eukaryota; Metazoa; Porifera; Demospongiae; Haplosclerida; Niphatidae
Product: nucleolin-like
Exons: 11
Coding region: 99-1652 (517 amino acids)
Source: RefSeq, a predicted model, not a curated record
CAAUCACUUACAUUGUACCUCCCACUCACUCUGAGGACGAUGAACCAUUCAGUGCCACUAUUAGUGACCUUAAAGGAGGCACAUCUUAUGAUGUAAAAAUGCAAGCACACACAGCAGUUGGAGGAGGGCCAAACAGCACUGUAGUGAGACUAGAAACUAUGAGAGCAUUUCCAUUGGUUCUUGUUCUCUCCAUCACAAUACCUGUCGUUGUCAUAGCACUUGUUGCCCUUGGGGUUCUACUUAUUUUCUUACUUCGGAAGUGUUAUAUAAAAAUAAAGAAAGCAAGGCUUUACUCUCCAAAGAAAGGAGAAGCUGCUUACGGCAAGAAGAAGAAAAAGGGUGGAAAGAAAUCUAAAGCAGAUGUUAGUAAUCCAGUGCCUGAUAUUCCUCCUAAAGUUGAUGGUUCCUCAAAAGGAAAGUUUAGCUUAAGACGAGCUGAUGGCUCCACUGUGCCCUCCAAUCCAAGAGUCAUACAGCCAGGAGAUGUUGCAAAGAAGAAAAAAUCUGGAGCGAAAGUUGUCUCUGUCAAGAACAAAAGGGAAUCAGUUCUAUCUAGCGAGUUUGAUCCAUAUGAUGAUCCAGAUGAAGUAACACAGACCAGACGUCCUAAGAAACCCAAGCAAGGCCGGGAAGGGUUUGCACCGAGAGACAGCCAGUCAGAAAUAUACGAGAGACCAGCUGACCCCAAACCAAAGAAGAAGAAAGAGUCGGUAGCCAGUUCUAUAUAUGAUGAUAAUAUUGUUGAGGAAGAUGAGGAGUCACUAGUUGAAAUGCCAAUUGUCAUUAAGCCAAAGCAUGGGAAGGAAGGAGAAGAAGAGAGUGACGACGAAGAGAUAAAGCCUGUUGUAAUAAAACCAAAGCAUGGAAAACAAGCAAAACAAGAAGAGGAGGAAAGUGAUGAAGAGCUGAAGCCUGUUGUGAUAAAGCCAAAGCAUGGUAAAGGAGCAGCACAAGAUGAUGAGGAGAGCGACGAAGAGCUGAAGCCUGUUGUAAUAAAACCAAAGCACGGGAAGCAAGCAGCACAAGAGGAAGAAGAAAGUGAUGAAGAAAUUAAACCUGUGGUUAUCAAACCAAAGCAUCCAGCCCAGAAGAGAAAACAGCAACAAGAUGAUGAUGAUGAUGAUGAUGAUGACGAUUUACCAGUUGAAAAGCCUGUUACCAUCCAGCCUAAACAUGCAAAGAGAAGUCAGCAGGAGGCACCAGUGAAAAGACGUAAACAAUUAGAGGUGGUUGAAGAGUCAGAUGAGGAGGAGGAAUCUGAAGAAGAAGAAGAAGAGGAAGAAGAAGAGACUGAGGAUGAUCAAAAGCAGAUCUAUUCUCGUGUCCCACCUGCUCACAUUCAAAAGAAACGCACGAAAAUGCUCAAAGAGAAAAUGAAAGCAGACGAGAAGAGAAGAAAAGAAAAAGAGAAAAUAAUGGCAAAGAUGAGAAAAGAGAAAGAGAAGGCAAUGAAGAAGGCCGCGAAACAGAAGAAGAAACAAAUGGGGACUCAGCUUAAGAGACAGUCCCAGAGUCAGUUGAGGAGACAGUCGCUUGGUUUGGAUAACAUUGUCCCAAUGAGAGACAUGAACACAAGACAACCCAUGGGAAGACAACCCAUGGGAAGACAACUGAGAUACUCAAUGGAUUCCUCCAGUGCCGGCAUGUUUUAA